This is a messenger RNA of Aspergillus terreus NIH2624, 831 nucleotides long. RefSeq lists its product as uncharacterized. The record is from RefSeq and is a predicted model, not a curated record. Gene Ontology annotation, cellular component: intracellular anatomical structure. The transcript is spliced from 5 exons. Lineage: Eukaryota; Fungi; Ascomycota; Eurotiomycetes; Eurotiales; Aspergillaceae. Gene Ontology annotation, molecular function: oxidoreductase activity, acting on NAD(P)H, oxygen as acceptor. Bases 1 to 831 code for a protein of 276 amino acids.
AUGUCCAUGUCCAUCCAGGAUAGUGCCGUCGUCCGAGAUGGCUUCCCCCGGCCGUUCCCCAACACCCCGAACAACGUGCUGGAGCAGCUGAGUCUGAGCGGGAAGGUAGUUGUUGUCACCGGUGCCGCUGAUGGUAUUGGAUAUGCUGUCUCGGAGGCGAUGGCUGAGGCAGGGGCGAAUGUUGCGAUGUGGUAUAACUCCAACGACGUUGCAAUUGAGAAAGCGCAGGGCUUGGCUAAGCUGCAUGGGGCCAAGACCGCUGCAUACAAAGUGGAUGUUUCCGAUGCGGAAGCGGUCCAGAAGGGCAUCGCCGACGCCGUCCAAGAAUUUGGGAAGAUUGACGUUUUUGUAGCCAAUGCUGGAAUGGGCAUCUCCAAGGGGAUUCUCGAGACGACCCUCGAGGAGUACCGCAAGCAGAUGUCGGUGAAUGUCGACGGCGUACUCUACUGCGCCAAGUACGUUGGCGAGGUAUUCCGCCAACAAGGGUUCGGCAACCUGAUCAUCACCUCCAGCAUGAGCGGCCACAUUGUCAACGUCCCCGUUGACCAGCCCAUCUACAACGGUAGCAAGGCUUUCGUGACCCAUUUUGGCAAGUCGAUCGCCCGCGAGUGGCGGGAUUUCGCACGCGUGAAUAUUGUUUCUCCCGGCUUCUUCGAGACGAAGAUGGGCGCCGAGCCGCGUGUGCUCAACGAGGCGUAUCGGAUGUCGGCGCUGGGGAGGCAGGGCCAUGUGAAGGAGAUUAAGGGGUUGUAUCUCUAUCUUGCCAGUGAUGCGUCGUCGUAUAUGACUGGAAGUGAUGUGAUCAUCGAUGGUGGUUAUGUGUUACCAUGA